AAAAAACACUCGUAUGGUUCUGGUUAAGCUGAGUUGGUUAUGCUCUUAUCCUGCAUAUCAAAGAAACAGAAAACCGGUUCGCGGGAUUGGUGGCUGGUAAAUUACAGGGCGAAGGAAAAUGAAGAUAGGAGCGUUCGGAGUGUUGCACACAACCCCUCCAACCACCGCAGUCUCUCUUCGCCACGUAAGGCCCAGGAUUAGAUGCUUCUCCUCUUCUGGCCAUGUAUCAUUCAUCAAGGAUGUGGCUGCAACUCAACCUCAUGAACAUCUUCAUUACUUGCUCAAGAUCCUUCAAACCAGAGGUGAAACAAUUAUUUCUCCUGGAUCCAGGCAAGGAUUAAUUCCCCUUGUAAUUCCCCUAUCAGAAAAUUUGUCAGGUUCUUUAACUGCACUGCUGCGGUGGCCGACAGCUACACCUGGAAUGGAGAUGCCAGUUGUGGAAGUUCGCAAGCAUGGGGUGUGGCUUUUAGCCAAGAAUGUAGAUCAAUAUAUCCAUAGAACUCUAGUUGAAGAAGAUGCCAACAACAUCUGUGGAAGUAAUGGUGAACUCUAUGAUGCUUCUUCAGAAGCUGGUAAGAAACUAUACAGAAAGGGUGAUUUUGCUGAAUCUCAGGUUGCAAGUCUUGAUUCAUAUAUUUUGAAAAAGGUUGGGCUGUUUCCUGAUGUCUUAGAGCGCAAAGUUAUGCACCAUUUUGAGCAAGGGGACUAUGUUUCAGCAAUGGUGACGGGAGAGUUUUAUACAAAGAAAGAUCUAUUUCCAGGAUUUGGACGGCCUUUUGUAUUCUAUGCAGAGAUUUUGCAGAAAGUUAGACAUACCUCAGAAGCUAAAGAUGCUGCAAGGGUAGCUUUGAAAUCACCUUGGUGGACUUUAGGUUGUGCAUACCAGGAGGUUGCUAGCAUUGCACAAUGGGAGGAUGAGCAAAUUGAGUACAUAAAGGAGAAGGUGACUGAAGAGGGUAGACAAGAGGAUUUAAAGAAGGGAAAGGCACCUGCCCAGAUUGCAUUGGAUGAGGCUGCCUUUUUAUUGGAUUUAGCUUCUAUUGAAGGAACUUGGGCUGAAGUCAGAGAGAGAAUUGCUGAAUGUUAUAAGGAGGCUGGAUUUAAUGAUAUUGCAAGGUUUAUCUUGUAUGAAGAUUGAGAAUCGAUUAGGCGAAGAAUAUGCUUCAUGGUUUGGAAGUCCACUUGUCUUACAUUCUUUGGUUCCUCUGACUUCAUCUUGCUCUUGAAAGGAGAGUAACGGAAAGGGAACUUGGUCUGUAUCUAUGUUUUUCUUGGGUAUUAAUGUUGAGUUUUUGUAAGUGGUAUAGCUUUGAUUCUGUUUUCCUUUUCUUUUUAAAACAAAACAGAGCUGAACAUAGAAUCAUUUUGCUGUUAUUUUCAAUACUUAAAAUAAUUGUUUUCUUUA
Molecule: messenger RNA, 1405 nt
Organism: Hevea brasiliensis (rubber tree)
Lineage: Eukaryota; Viridiplantae; Streptophyta; Magnoliopsida; Malpighiales; Euphorbiaceae
Product: protein IN CHLOROPLAST ATPASE BIOGENESIS, chloroplastic
Exons: 11
Coding region: 119-1138 (339 amino acids)
Source: RefSeq, a predicted model, not a curated record